Candidula unifasciata is the source of this 687-nucleotide messenger RNA. Lineage: Eukaryota; Metazoa; Mollusca; Gastropoda; Stylommatophora; Geomitridae. The record is from the annotation of a GenBank genome assembly.
UUCUUUUUAUUAUUAUUUAUUCUUCUAUCUUCCAAUUCCGUGUGCCUGUUGAACAUUUCAAACAAUCUGGUGGUGUCGAUGAUAGGAAAAUCCAUUGGGUUGAUGACAUCCUGUUAUCGAGGAAUGCCCAGCUUAAACCCCAGGGUGAAGUUUAAUUUGUGGAACAAAACUGUGGUCCUGUGUGACCCACAGACUGAUGGUGGUGGUUGGGUAGUCAUACAGCGACGUAAAAAGGGGGAUGUGAAUUUCUUCCGCUCGUGGAAUGACUACAAGAAAGGGUUUGGAACUGCAGACAGCGAUUACUGGAUCGGCAAUGACAACAUCCACGAUCUGACGUCACAGGGUUACAAUGAACUGCGAGUGGAUUUUGAAAUAGACGGGGAAACAUCUUACGGUCAGUGGUCAUACUUCAACGUGUCUGACGAGGAAUCAAACUACCGACUCACUAUCAGUGGCAUUUCUGGGACAAUCUUUGACAACCUGUUGGAAAAUAAUGACGAGAUUUUCAAAACUUACGACAGAAACGACUAUAAUCAGUGUGCAAGAAACAACCGUGCGGGAUGGUGGUUCAGAGGUUGUGGCCCCAGCAAUCUAAACGGAGUGUGGGGCGCUCAAGACAGAAGUGCCAUUGCCUGGGGGGAUGAUAAAAAGUUUUCCAGCGUGGAAAUGAAAGUCCGAUAUUCAUAG